This is a messenger RNA of Solea senegalensis (Senegalese sole), 6097 nucleotides long. RefSeq names its product ATPase phospholipid transporting 8A2 (gene atp8a2). The record is from RefSeq and is a predicted model, not a curated record. Gene Ontology annotation, molecular function: ATP hydrolysis activity; magnesium ion binding; ATPase-coupled intramembrane lipid carrier activity. Bases 1254 to 4700 code for a protein of 1148 amino acids. The transcript is spliced from 36 exons. Gene Ontology annotation, biological process: phospholipid translocation; neuron development. Gene Ontology annotation, cellular component: plasma membrane. Lineage: Eukaryota; Metazoa; Chordata; Actinopteri; Pleuronectiformes; Soleidae.
ACCUCGUGGGACAUGGAACAUGAUGUGAAUGUGCGGAUUUUGGAAGUUUAUCUUAUCUUCACAGUAGAAUAAUCAGUGUUUGCAUGAGUGGAGAUGCAGAAACCUGUUGUGAGAUCACCUGUAUGUGUGUGUGUGUGUGUGUGUGUGAGUGAGAGAGUGAUCUCCUGAUGAAUGGCCUCAGAUUAUGUGGGUGUCAUUUGACCCAUCUGUGCAGCCUGCACCAUCAAACCCUGAUGGCGAUAUCAGGCUCCUGGCCCUUUAAAAGCGCAGCGGCCCGGCGUUGCCCCUCCGCCUCACACUGACUCGAGGAGCUCCAUAUGGCUUCCCCUCGUUGUCUGAGUCGGCAGUAGUAGUAGCCCAGUGUCACCCCAGAGGAGGGGUGGUCGGAAAUAAAGAGCUUUCUCGAGGCGGCAGGUUUGCCGGAGCGCGGCGGGCCAGUUCGAUCUGUCACCGGGAGCUGGAGCUUCCUCUUUGGCGAGGACGAAGGAGGAGAGAGGAGGCGCCGCGGUGGUGCUGGUGCUGCGGCUGCUGCUGCUGCGGCUGCUUCUGCUGCGUCUGUCCUCGCCCAGGUCCGCAGUUGUAGCAGCAGCUGAGUAAACUCUCAACACACAGACUCUGCUCUUCUGUGUGUGUGCGCCACUGCAGCGCACAGACAGACGCACGCAACGCACUGUGCCGUGGAUGAGCUGCGUCCUGCUCACGCGUGGGUGAAUGAGCUGUGAUCACGACGCUUUAUUUCAAAGGGAAAACGGUUGGAGGUGACAAAGGCAGCCAGGCGGGUGAGCUGAAGAAGAGGAGGAGGGGGAGGAGGAGGAAGGAGGGAGUUUACAGGACAUAAAGACACGCGUGUUGCAUCCUUUCCUGCUGCCACUUUAUUUUUGGGGAUCACUUCAGUGGAUCUUCUGUGUGUGUGCGUGUGUGCGUUAGUUAGUGUGCAAAGUUAACGCGCUGUUAAAAACAGGCGAACCCCAGCGGUUGUUUGUUUGCCAUUGUGCAUCCAUCAGCACAUCCAUUAUUUGCGUGGGGUCCCGUGGGCGCGCCUGUGUGCAUUGACGGUAUAUACCUGCAUAAUAAUAGUGACAGACAGCAGGAGCAGGAGGAGGGGUGUGUGUGUGUGUGUGUGUGUUUAUAACUGGAGACAUCACUGUUUCAUCCCCACCGGGCGCAGCACAUGAGCAGCGGCAGAAGAAGCAGCAGCAGCAGACUCUGGACCCGCUUGCUCGUCCGCCGGUUACCGCAAGGCAGAGGAUGAGAUGUCCGGCACCACUUCCCAGGCGGAUCCGGUAGACGCCACGGCGCGCACAGUGCUGCUCAACCGAGCACAGAACACCAAGUUCUGCGACAACCAUGUCAGUACCACCAAGUAUGGAGUUCUCACCUUUCUGCCCAGGUUCCUCUAUGAGCAGAUCAGGCGCGCUGCCAAUGCCUUCUUCCUGUUCAUCGCACUCAUGCAGCAAAUCCCUGAUGUAUCACCGACCGGUCGCUACACCACGCUGGUCCCUCUCAUCUUCAUCCUCACUGUAGCCGGGAUCAAAGAGAUCAUAGAGGACUAUAAAAGACACAAAGCAGACAACACGGUCAAUAAGAAGAAGACAACAGUGCUGCGGAACAGAUCCUGGCAGACCGUCAUCUGGAAACAGGUGGCAGUAGGAGACAUAGUGAAGGUGACCAAUGGCCAGCACCUUCCAGCUGACAUGGUGAUCUUGUCCUCCAGUGAGCCGCAGGCCAUGUGUUACAUUGAGACCUCAAACCUGGAUGGGGAAACCAACCUAAAGAUCAGACAGGGGCUUACGCUCACGGCCAGCUUUCAGGCCCUGGAGGAUUUGGUGGCACUGACUGGUCGUUUGGAGUGUGAAGGCCCAAACCGACACCUGUAUGACUUCACUGGCACGCUGCGGCUAGAGAACCAAAAUCCGGCUCCACUGGGUCCAGAUCAGGUGCUGCUGCGUGGCGCCCAGCUCAGGAACACUCAGUGGGUUGUGGGAAUUGUUGUCUACACUGGUCAUGACUCCAAGCUGAUGCAGAACUCCACCAAGGCACCACUGAAGCGCUCUAACGUGGAGCGGGUGACAAACAUACAGAUCCUGGUCCUGUUUGGUAUCCUGCUGGUCAUGGCUCUGGUCAGUUCUAUUGGCGCUGCCAUCUGGAACAGGGAGCACACUGACAACGCCUGCUGGUACCUGUCCCGGACUGGCGACAUCUCCUUAAACUUUGCCUAUAACCUGCUUACGUUCAUCAUCUUGUACAACAACCUGAUCCCUAUCAGCCUGCUCGUCACUCUGGAGGUGGUCAAGUUCAUACAGGCCCUCUUCAUCAACUGGGACAUUGAGAUGUACUACGCGGAGACAGACACGCCGGCCAUGGCUCGAACAUCCAAUCUCAAUGAGGAACUGGGCCAGGUGAAAUAUCUCUUUUCCGACAAGACGGGAACUCUGACCUGCAACGUCAUGCACUUCAAGAAGUGCACCAUUGCAGGAAUAACAUAUGGCCACUUCCCUGAGCUUGACUGUGAUCGCUCAAUGGAGGACUUCAGCAAUCUGCCGUCCAACAGCAACAACUCCACAGAGUUUGACGACCCGGCGCUCAUUCAGAACAUUGAGAAGAACCAUCCGACGUCACCUCAAAUCAGCGAGUUCCUGACAAUGAUGGCAGUUUGUCACACGGUGGUUCCCGAGAGAGAGGACGACCAGAUCGUCUAUCAGGCUUCCUCACCGGAUGAAGGCGCUCUCGUCAAAGGGGCCAAAGGACUCGGCUUUGAGUUCACAGCGCGGACCCCCGAUUCAGUCAUCAUCGACGCCAGAGGCAAAGAGAUGAGAUACGAGCUGCUGAACGUCCUGGAGUUUUCCAGUAACCGCAAACGCAUGUCCGUGGUGGUCAGGACGCCCGACCGGAAGCUGCGGCUGUACUGCAAAGGAGCUGAUAAUGUCAUUUUUGAACGUCUGAAUGAGGCGUCCCAGUACAAGGACUUAACUAUUAAUCACCUGGAACAGUUUGCUACUGAAGGCCUGAGGACGCUUUGUUUUGCGUACGUGGACCUGGAGGAAGGCGCCUACCAGGAGUGGCUGAAGGAGUACAACCAGGUCAGCACCAUCAUCAAGGACCGCGCUCAGAAACUGGAGGAGUGUUACGAGCUACUGGAAAAGAACUUGAUGCUGUUGGGCGCCACCGCCAUCGAAGACCGCCUUCAGGCCGGUGUGCCAGAGACUAUCGCCACUCUCAUGAGGGCUGACAUCAAAAUCUGGGUCCUCACUGGGGACAAGCAGGAGACGGCCAUCAAUAUAGGUUACUCCUGUCGCCUGGUGACACACUGCAUGUCCCUCAUCAUCGUCAACGAAGACUCUCUGGACGCGACUCGUGCCACUCUGACGGCUCACUGUUCGUCGCUGGGCGACUCGCUGAGGAAGGUGAACGAGCUGGCACUGAUCAUCGACGGUAAGACUCUGAAGUACGCGCUCUCCUUCGAGCUCCGCCAGGCCUUCCUCGACUUGGCGUUGUCCUGCAAGGCUGUCAUCUGCUGCCGAGUUUCUCCGCUGCAGAAGUCCGAGAUUGUGGACAUGGUGAAGAAGCACGUGAAAGCCAUCACGCUGGCGAUCGGGGACGGCGCGAACGACGUGGGUAUGAUCCAGACGGCUCACGUCGGAGUUGGGAUCAGCGGCAACGAGGGCAUGCAGGCCACCAACUCCUCCGACUACUCCAUAGCGCAGUUCUCUUACCUCGAGAAGCUGCUACUGGUCCAUGGAGCGUGGAGUUACAACCGCGUGACCAAGUGCAUCCUCUACUGUUUCUAUAAGAAUGUGGUCCUGUACAUUAUAGAGCUCUGGUUUGCCUUCGUGAAUGGCUUCUCUGGACAGAUCAUUUUUGAGCGCUGGUGUAUAGGCCUCUACAAUGUGAUAUUUACUGCACUACCUCCAUUCACUCUGGGGAUAUUUGAUCGGCCGUGCAGCCAGCAGAACAUGCUCAGAUUUCCGCAGCUUUACCGAAUUACCCAGAAUGCCGAGGGCUUCAACACCAAGGUGUUUUGGGGACACUGUAUCAACGCACUGAUUCAUUCAAUUAUUCUCUUUUGGUUUCCUAUCAAAAUGUUAGAGCACGACUCUCCCUUCCCAAAUGGCCAAGGAAACGACUACCUGUUUGCAGGAAAUAUGGUCUACACCUAUGUGGUAGUUACAGUGUGUCUGAAAGCUGGAAUGGAAACCACGGCUUGGACCAGGUUUUCCCACCUGGCCGUAUGGGGAAGCAUGAUUCUGUGGAUGGUCUUCUUCGCCGUCUACUCCGCCAUCUGGCCCACCUUCCCCAUCGCCCCUGACAUGCUUGGCCAGGCUGGCAAGGUGAUGCAGUGCUGGUACUUCUGGCUCGGCCUGGUCCUGGUGCCGACCGCGUGUUUACUCAAAGACUUUGCUUGGACUGCCAUGCGGCGCUCAGUGAGGAAGUCUCUUCUGGAGGAGGUGCAGGAGUUGGAGGCUCGAGCCGUCGACCCGGGGGCAGCGGUACUGAGAGAUGCCAGCGGCCGCAGUCUAAACGAACGAGCCCAUCUGCUGACAAGAGUAUUUAGGAAAACACCUUCAAGUGUCGGACGCUCGAACUCGGUGCAGCAGACUGUGUCACACGGCUACGCCUUCUCUCAGGAGGAACACGGCGUGGUAUCCCAAUCCGAGGUAGUCCGCUCCUAUGACACCACCCGCCAGCGCCCCAGCCUCUAGCCCCCUCUCUCCCCCCCCAUGCCUGGACUUACCAAGGCUCACCGUAGCAACGGUUAUCAAGGUGACAGCAGAGACAGACUUAUGCGACACCCUCACACCAGGUGAUCGACUUCUGCUGUGGACCAGGACUAUGACCUAGACCCCCUAGCCAGGGGUGGCGGGGGGGUGCGGGGGGUCACGGUCAGACCGUCGCUGGCACAUGAAGGACUAAUAUGAGAGAAGGGACCAGUCCGAAUAUAAUGGAAUACACUUUCACAAGCUGCGCAGGCAUGAGCAAUCCUAUCCAUGCACAGACAUGACAAGUCAAACUCAGACUGCUACUCAUACCUGUAUACCCCCUCAGACUGGGUUUGGAUCAUACCGCUGUGUGUUAAUUGCGUGUGCGUGUGUGUGUGUGUGUGCGCAUCCUACUGUAGUGUGUUUGUAUCUGCCUGUGCAUGUAUGUCUGCACGCACUGGCCCACCUGUGUUUCUGUGCAUACGUGUGUGUGCGUGUGUGUGUGUGUCGGUGUUCCUUGGCUCCCUCUUAUCUCGUGAGGUGCGUUCAGCUCGUCUGUCACCGCAUGCCGACACGGGACGGGAAGGAACGGGAUGUCAAAAUAAACACAUAAACGCUUACUCACCCACUCACUCACUCACACACACACAAGUGCAGAUGAAUGUCCUAAAAAAUACAAGGGAGGGAGGGAAGCAUACUGUAGACUGAGGACCACUGAACCCUGUACCCCCACCUAACUUCACCCCAUCACAGCCACAAGCCUCACUGCCAAACACCACAGAGAAGCCACUGAGGCAGAACACACCUCAAACUGGACCUGACCCCUCCCACCACACAGGGAGCUCCUCUGGCUUAUCUCCCCCUCCCCACAUAUUCUGUCCUUUUCUUCCCAUCUCCUCACCCUAUAAAGAAACAAAAUGAAAAGGGUCCGUCCCGUCUCUUGUGUGUUUACCUCGUCUGACUGCACCUGUGGAUUCCCCCGAUGAUGUCGUCUGUCUUGGCAUUUGCGCUUCCUUCUUCACAUCUGUUUAUUGGACUGUUUCUUUUAAAGUGAACAUUAAUGUGUACGUGUUUAUAUAUAUAUAUAUUUUUUUUUUGUCUCUUUUCAUUAAUGCCUGUUUUUUUUGUACUCAUAUGGUGAGAGACGUCGUAGAGGGGGAUAUUUUACUUGAACUUAGUGCUCGUACGCAUUCAAACAGAGGGGAUUUGAUGGAGACUCUCGUCUGGAUCAUGUGUUUUUCUGGCUCUGGGGUUUUUGUCCUGAAUGUAGAGUCCAUUGUGUGUGCGUGCUCUGUGUUGAGGACACUGUUUCAGGAAUGCUAGACUGAAGGGGGGUAGGAGAAGGGGGGGGGACGUCCACUCAAGUCCUAAUCAUUAAAUCUAAUCAAUCCAUGGCCUGA